Messenger RNA from Kwoniella shivajii, 783 nucleotides. RefSeq lists its product as uncharacterized. Lineage: Eukaryota; Fungi; Basidiomycota; Tremellomycetes; Tremellales; Cryptococcaceae. Gene Ontology annotation, molecular function: protein-N-terminal-alanine acetyltransferase activity; protein N-terminal-serine acetyltransferase activity. The transcript is spliced from 5 exons. Bases 1 to 783 code for a protein of 260 amino acids. The record is from RefSeq and is a predicted model, not a curated record.
AUGUCAACAUACGUUAAUAAAUAUAGUAAAGGUUCAUCUCCUUCAAGGGAUAUUCACUCGACUACUCCAAUCGAUGAAUAUGAUUUCAACUAUGUAUUUGAAGUAAAGGAUCUUGCUUCUGAUAGAGUAGAGUUGAGACCCAUAGUCCCAUCGCUACACGCCCAAACGAUCUUGGAUGGGUAUACGAAAUCACCUGAAGUACUUAGAUGGCUUGGAUUCAGUCCUUUCAAGGAUUUAGGUGAUGUCCUAGUUUGGUUAGAGGGUACAAACAGAUCCGCUCCUGAUACACUACUCCAUGCGAUUUUCACCGAACCCCUCUCGACUCCAAAAGGAAGUAAAGUAGAUCCUAAAGAUUAUGUAUUUGCAGGAAUUAUAGGUAUGAUAGCGUCAAAUUAUCAAGCUAUGAUAUGUGAACCUGGAUAUAUAAUGAUUUUACCUGAAUUUCAUAGAACACACGUUCAAACUCAUGCAACGGGUUUAGUGAUGCAUAGAAUACUUGAUCAUCCAUCUCAAGGUGGAUUAGGUUUAAGACGUUGUCAAUGGAUAACGACAACAUUAAAUAUACAAAGUCAAAAUGCAUCCAAGAGAUUAGGAUAUAAAUUCGAAGGUGUAUUGAGAUGUAUGAGGGUUUUACCUCCUGGAAAAGAAGGCUCAAGGGACGGUCGCCAAGAUGUGAGACAAUCAGAUGGUCAAGUAAGAGAUGAUUGGUAUUCUUCCGUCACAUGGUACGAAUGGGAAUCAGGUGUAAGAGAUCAUAUAGAUAGACUCAUGGCUAGGAGAUAG